AUGGAUAAUCUAGCCUUCUGGAAUGUGAGAGGACUUAAUAGUCCUCUGAAACAUAGUGAUGUGAGAAUGUUUCUCAAUCACAAUAAUGUGGGGUUGUGUGGUUUGCUUGAAACAAGGGUGAGAAGAAGUAACUUUGCGAAAGUUUUUGGAGGAGUAUGUGCUAAUUGGAGCAUUGUGACUAAUUACCAAUGUCACAAGGGAGGUAGGAUUUGGUUGAUAUGGUGUCCUAAGUUUGAUGUUAACAUUCUUGAAUGUAAUGCACAAUUUAUUCAUGGGAAGAUCUUACAUAAUGCUACUGGAAAGAAGUUUAGUAUCACUGUGAUAUAUGGAUAUAAUGAUGCUAAAGAAAGGGAGAGCUUAUGGCAGGGAUUGAAAAGAUUGCAUAAGGGUAUUAAGGGCCCUUGGAUCAUAGGUGGAGAUUUUAAUAAUGUUCUUAAUCUCAAUAUGAGAUUAGGAUCAGCUGUCAUGUUGGAGGAGGUGAUGAAGUUUAGAGACUGCAUGAGAGAGUGUGGCUUGAGUGAUCAUUGUACCACAGGCCCUUUCUUUACAUGGAGAAAUAAUCAGGAGGGUGAAAAUAGAGUAUGUUCGAAGAUUGAUAGAGUGAUGUCAAAUGAAGAGUGGGGAAAAGAAUUUGAGAAUGCCCUGGCAUGCUUUAUGCCAGAGACAGUAUCUGAUCAUAACCCUUGUGUUGUUCAGAUGGAUAAAGAAACUGAAGCAGAUGAAAAAAGGACUGAAGGUGUUGUGAAUAAGAAUAGAUAUUCAAAUAUUGAACAGGCUGCAGAUGAGGCUCGAAUUAUGUUAGUACAAGCACAAACAGAACUACAUAAUGAGCCUAUGAAUCUCAAUUUACAGCAACAAGAAGCUGAAGCUAGGAGGAAGUAUAUGGAGAUGCAUGAAGCUAGACUUAGCUUCAUCAAACAGAAAGUGAAGCAAGAUUGGAUUAGUAGUGGAGAUCAGAAUAGUAGAUAUUUUUACUCUUGCCUAAGGAAGAGAAGAAUGCAUAAUCAGAUUUGUAGAAUUCAAGAUAUGAAUGGAGUAUGGCAGGAAAAGCAGAAAGAUAUUGAAGAGGCUUUCCUUCAAUAUUAUAAGGAGCUACUGGGCAAAACUUAUACACCUGAGGAUAAAGUUAGCAAGACAAUCAUCAAAGAGGGCCCUAUGUUAGAUGAUAUACAAAGGCAGGGGCUGUGUGAGAGAUUUACCAUGGAGGAUGUGAAGAAUGCAUUAUGGGCUAUUGAUGAUAAUAAGAGCCCAGGGCCAGAUGGGUACAACAGCAAGUUUUUUAAGGAAGCUUGGCCAUGCAUAGGAGAAGAUGUAAGUCAAGCUAUCCUUAAUUUCUUUCAAUCUGGAAAAAUGCUGAAACAAAUAAAUGCUACAAAUUUGUGCCUUAUACCUAAGAUAGAACAACCUAGCAAUGUCUCCCAAUUUAGACCUAUUGCUUGUUGUAAUGUCUUAUAUAAGAUUAUUUCAAAAACGCUGUGUAAUAGAUUAAAGGCUGUGUUACCAUGCCUUGUGGAUGAGGUUCAAAGUGCUUUUGUAGAGAAUAGGAAGAUAAUGCAUAACAUCCUAAGCUUGCUUGAGGGUUUAAAAUUUCCUAGACAGUUUGUGGAAUGGAUCAUGGAGUGUAUUUCGAGUCCAUCAUUCUCAUUAACCAUAAAUGGCUAUACUUGUGGAUUCUUUGCAGGAAAAAGAGGGUUAAUGCAGGGGGAUCCCUUAUCCCCCUUGCUGUUUGUACUAGCCAUGGAAUAUUUUACUAGAAUCAUGAAGAAGAUGUGUAAGAAAGAGAUGUUUAAUUUUCAUUAUCAUUGUAAACAUCUUAGAUUAGCUCAUUUAAUCUUUGCUGAUGACCUCAUGCUGUUUAGUAAAGGUGAUGUCAAAUCAGUUGUAAUGCUAGUGAGAUCUCUCAAAGCUUUUGCUAGAGCCUCUGGGUUGAAGGCAAGUCCGGAAAAAUCUGCAAUGUAUUAUGGCAAUGUGAAGGAAGAAGUGCAGACAAGGAUAUUUCAAAUAACAAAAAUCAGCAAGGGUGAAUUUCCAUUCAGGUAUUUGGGUGUGCCUAUCACUUCUAAGAGGAUUAGUAGAGCUUAUUGUGAUGUUCUGAUUGAUAAGAUCAUGAAGAGAAUCAUGUGCUGGAGCACAAGACACUUAUCUUAUGCAGCUAGAGUGGUGCUAGUAAAUGCUGUCCUAAUGAGCCUUCACUUAUACUGGGCUCAGGUUUUUCUGCUGCCUAGAAGUGUGAUGCAAAAGAUUACUCAACUGUGUAGAUCUUUUUUAUGGGAAGGAAAAAUUAUACUGAAUAGAAGUCCUCCUGUAGCCUGGGAUCUUAUUUGUAGACCUAAGAAAUAUGGUGGCUUGGGUGUUCAGGAUUGUCAAGUGUGGAAUGAAGCUGCAAUAGGGAAAUAUGUGUGGCAGGUGGCUCAGAAAGAAGAUGUGCUAUGGAUAAAAUGGGUGCACUGUAUAUAUAUCAAAGAUGGGAACCUGUGGGAGUAUAAAGCUCCUGAGAAUGCUAGCUGGGUUCGGAAAACCAUAUGUAAAAUGAAGGAAAAGUUCAAGACAGCAUAUACUGGGGAUCAAUGGAAGGAUGGCACUAAGAAGCAAGAAACAGAAACAUGUUCUCAUCUGUUUUUCAAAUGUCCUGUAAGCAGCAUUAUAUGUCAAGGAGUUAUGAGAUGGAUAGGAGUGAAGAAAUAUCCUCGGGAACACUUGUAUACGAGUUGGAAGAGGUGGGACAGGAAGUUUAGAAAGAAGAGACAGCAGAAGGUUAGUUAUGCUAUCUUGGCUGCUUUGGUGUAUCACAUCUGGAGGUGUAGAAAUCAAGCAUUGUGGAAGGAAUCAAUCAAAAGACCUGAAUUGGUGGUAUUUGAGCCUAUUGAUGCUCAUUAG
Messenger RNA from Beta vulgaris subsp. vulgaris (sugar beet), 2877 nucleotides. RefSeq lists its product as uncharacterized. Gene Ontology annotation, molecular function: catalytic activity. The record is from RefSeq and is a predicted model, not a curated record. Lineage: Eukaryota; Viridiplantae; Streptophyta; Magnoliopsida; Caryophyllales; Amaranthaceae. Bases 1 to 2877 code for a protein of 958 amino acids. The transcript is spliced from 5 exons.